Molecule: messenger RNA, 1088 nt
Organism: Drosophila elegans
Lineage: Eukaryota; Metazoa; Arthropoda; Insecta; Diptera; Drosophilidae
Exons: 2
Coding region: 217-591 (124 amino acids)
Source: RefSeq, a predicted model, not a curated record
GAUGUAGUGCUGUAGUGCCCCUCUUUCCACGAAAUUUGCCGGCAACUUGAAAUUAACAUGUUGCCGCGCUUCUUCCGCCGCUGCAGCGAUUUAGGAUUUGAGAACCGUUCUUCUCUGGUUCGUUUAAGCACACUUGUGCCCGUGCCCGUGGCUGUGCCCUGCCCAAUUCCGUUUAAUUAGCAUGGUCCAAGUGGCGGCCAAAGCUGCUCGAGCACGAUGUGCCCGAUGAUGGCUUCUCUGGGCAUUAUUCUGGCCUCUGGCUACUGGCUACUAACUGCUGGCUGCUGUAGAACGGACUUCACGGCUUCCGUUGGCUGCGCACGCGCAAUUAGCCAAAGCAAACGCCGAUCCAGAAAUUCAUGCUGCGCUGCUCUUGGAGACAAAAGUAUGGAAUGUAUCUCAGGGGCUAAUACUUUUAUGAGUGCACCGCACCGCUCCGCACCGCCUAAUGAACAGCCAAAGCCAGGGUCCAAGUUUUGGACAGGAACGCAAUCUGCAGAGGUACUGAAUGCAAAUGGAAAUUCCUGGAGGCAUUCGAUCGCAUUACCACAAAUCCGCCCAGAGCCGUGGAACCAGUUGGAAGCCCAAUAAAACCGCCUCGGAUUGCAAUGGCCCAUCGACAGGCGCUAUAUAUAGAAGAUGCCAACUAAAAAUAGCCGCGUCUUAAAUGAUUUUUGCUCAUUAGAGCGUGCGUGUUGCUAUAUAGCCAUGUUGCUAUGUUGCUAUAUUGCAGAGGGACACCAAACAAAAAGUGAAAAAGUGACAGGAACCAAGAACUAAAACAAAAGCCGAGCCUGUUGCAACUGCAACUUGCAGUCGGGUCCACAUUUUCUACAUGACGCUGCGAAUGCCAGGGAACAUAAUAAAAUCAUGUAAUGGACUGCGCAUGAAAAACAAUGCAAAAAGCGUUGACAACAUGACCAUAUUUCCCCCAUCCCAUCCCGUUCCACUGAGGGGUGUGUGUGUAUCUGUUUUGUUACUAUUUUGCAGAAUAAUGUAAUAAAAAUAGCAUGCCAAGCAUUGGCCAGCUAGCCAUCCAGUUACACUGGGAACAUAAGGCUGAGCUUAUUACGAUUAAUGAUUGUGAA